UGAAUACCGAAAAUUGUGUAGCACCAGGAAUCUAUCCAUGGCAACUGAGUGGAGCAAUGAGGCUACUCUUUUGUGGUAAUUAAAAAAAAAACAAACAGAAAAUACCAGAGGAAGAGGGAGAGGUAGAGAAAGACACACAGAGAGAACGGGAAGAGAAAGAAGACCGGGAGUGGAGAGGAUUUAUAAUCAGUCUUUGCAACCCUGGUGACAGUUCCCUCGGCAGCCAGUGAGGUGGUAAGCAGAUCAGAAUGGAACUAGCUGUGAUCCUCCUGCUUGUGGCCAGCCAGUUGAACGUCCAGGUUGAGUCUCAGGUGAAGGAUGUUGCCUGCGAUGAUAACGAUGUCUUCCGAGCCGUGGAUGUAGCACUGACGAAAUACAAUAACCAAAAGUCCUCGGGCCCCCAGUUUGUCCUGUACCGAAUAAUCACAGCCUCGCUGACGGACUCCAAUGAGCGCACCUUCACUAUAACCUAUGAAAUCCGAGAAAGCAACUGCAUGAUUGAGACAGGCAAAAACUGGAAAGAAUGUAGCUACAAAGAUUCUGCAAAAUGGGAGCAAGGAGAAUGCACAGCCAUACUGAAGAGUCAGAAUGGGAAAGAAUUCAAAGUCAUUGAACAGAAUUGCCACAUCAUUCCAGCUCACGAUGUAGUGGUGGCAGUUCAUAGACCAUGCCUUGGAUGUUUCAAUCUCAUAUCAACCAACCAUUCAGAUUUGGAAGCGAUUUUGAAACAUGCUCUUCAAUCUUUUAAUGAAAAAUCUAAGCAUGAAUACCUCUUUGACCUUAAAGAAGUCAUGAAUGCCUCGAGACAGGUAGUCAAUGGGUGGAAUUAUAAGGUCCAGUAUUCAAUCAUGCAGACUGAUUGCUCAAAGAAGGAGGAUGGACAAUUAAGUGCCAAAUGCAAGCCUGUGCCUCAAGGGGAGAUAAGUGUCUGCAGCGAUUUCACCCACGUAGAUCCCCAAAUGAAAAUCAGUAUUGUCUCCCAGGUGUGCAACCCACGGAGUGACUCAGGAUCUUCUGUGACCCAAAAGAUGUCUAUCUACAGCCCAGAGCUGAAUGAGCCUUUGAGAUAUUCCCUGGAAAAAAUUAACUCUGAGAGUAAAAAUAACUUCUAUUUCAAGAUGGACACCAUUCAGAAAGCAGAAUCCCUGGUGGGACCUGAACCCAAAUAUAUCAUUGAAUUUCUCAUCAAAGAAACUGAAUGCUCUAAAGAGAAAGACAAGUAUUCUGAAGACUGUACAUUUAAGGAGCUAGGGGAUGGUUUGAAAUGUGUAGCGAAUAUCCCCAUGGAGGACGAGGGUACAUUUAACCCUACAGUUCACUGCGAGCAGCCAACAGAGAUGCUUAUGAAAAGACCUCCAGGUUUUUCCCCUUUUCGAGCGGCAGCACUGAUCCCAGAAACGAACGGAGCAGAGGCUCCAAGUGAGCCCCAGACUUCUGAUACGACAGAUCAAGAGGAAGCACAAGGCCCAGGAAAAGAAAAAGGGCUUAUUCGUAGCUUUGGUCACGGGCAUAGAAAGGAACACAGCUCUGGCCAUGGGCACAAAGACCACCCUGGCCUCGGCCUCGGGCAUAAACAUGGGCAUGCUCACAGUCAAAAGCAUGGCCACAGGCACAAACCCAAACAUGGUGAAGGCCAUCAGAAACAUGAGAAAAAAGACAAGAAAAGCCAUGGGAGUUGGACAAACGGGUAUCUGGACAGCCCCAUUAAAGAGAAUUCUCCUUCUUCCAAGACCCAAGAGGAGACACAAGGCCCACCACCCCUCCUUAGCUCAUCACUGCAAGAGGUCACUAUUACCCCUUCUGAUUUUCAAGAUUUAGAUCUCCUUGAUCUUAACCCAACCAGUCCCCCAUCUGAGCCUACAACCAAGGAGAAGGAAAAGGAGAAGGCAGGGGAGGAAGAGGACACAGAUGACGACUGGAUCCCAGACAUCCCUGUCCAGCCAAAGAGCCCCUUGUUUACUUUGGUGCCUGAUUUUCCAGAACCAUCUGCCCCCAAAUGCCCUGGACGCCCAUGGAAACCGAUUGAUGCGAUGGGCCCAGUCAAGGAAGAGAGCCCAUAUGUGGACUUUGACCUCUCUGAUGCUCUUGAAUUUGGGAAGAAAUGAUUCUCCUCCUGGCCCUUCACCAUCCUACUGCCCAAAUACAAUGGACCACACACCAGGAAAUCUCAGAAUAGCCUAGAACAAGGUAUGAGACUCAGCAUGGAUACUGGGAGUCUCAAUGAACUAAUGAAAAGUUGUUUUGCAAAGAGCAAAUCUAUCCUCAUUCCUUUAGGCAAGCGAGUUCCCUCAGCAAAGCAGAAGAUGGAGAAAGCGAAUUCGUUUUGAGGCCAUUUUCCACUGGAGAUCCUAAGAACAGAUAUGGGGGCAGGGAAGGAUAUUUGUUGCUUGGGAGGAUAAUUAUUAUCUUUAAUUAUCUAUUCAAACUAACCUUCACCUGUGCAUGAGUGUCAAACAACAGAAACUAAAUGGGAACUAAGGAUGUGCCUGUCGCAUAAUUAAUUGAUGCUUAAUUAAUGCUUAUUGAUUGAUUGAUAGAAGUAUGAUUAUCAAAGAAAUCUUUUUAUGAUUGGAAAGAGAAUAGCUCAAUAUUCAAUGGAAAGGCAGGGCCAAAGAGUAGAAAGUGGAGAGGGAUGCUGUCGGAUCUCUUCUUUGGGUCCACCCCACAAAACAUCCUUAGCUUUUGCCAGUGGAACAAUUUGUUUCUAUUCUGUUGCUGUCUCAAGGCACUCUAGCUAUCCUGUGGCUGGUUCUUAAAACUUCACUAUUUUCUCACUCUACUUUUGCAGAGAAGCAGUAGAAAAAUGGAACUAACUUAUGGUUGUUUGGUGAGCUUUACACGAUUGGCUGCAUUAAGUGAUCCAGGCCCUAUUCUACUCCAUCUCUACUUUGGUUCGUUAUCUUUACUUUGAUUCAUUAAGGCAGGGGGAAAAUCCUACUCAGUCACCUGGAAAAUAACUCGUGCUAUGCCUAAUUGGGAAUAAACCUAUCAGCUUAAUCACAUUUUGCCAUUCUUAUGGGGACACAUAAGGCCUUGUACACAUCAGAACCAACACCCAAAGAAAAGGUCAAUAGCAGAUGUGCUAAUUGAGGAUAGAAGUCUCUUGACAUGGAACUCAGUGGAAAGGUUGGUGGUCCCCAAACACCCUACAUCAGCAGCCAGAGGAGAAUACAAGUGACACAGACCUCAUUAAAAAGAACAACAACUCACUACUCUGCAGGAGUGAAAUAAAGUUAAAUCAUGAUUAUCUGA
This is a messenger RNA of Vombatus ursinus (common wombat), 3252 nucleotides long. RefSeq names its product kininogen 1 (gene KNG1). Gene Ontology annotation, biological process: positive regulation of cytosolic calcium ion concentration; defense response; negative regulation of blood coagulation. Gene Ontology annotation, molecular function: cysteine-type endopeptidase inhibitor activity. The transcript is spliced from 10 exons. The coding region runs from base 249 to 2105 and encodes 618 amino acids. NCBI's taxonomy places the organism in Eukaryota, Metazoa, Chordata, Mammalia, Diprotodontia, Vombatidae. Gene Ontology annotation, cellular component: blood microparticle; extracellular region. The record is from RefSeq and is a predicted model, not a curated record.